AUGACUCGACAUCAACGUUUAGAAUUCCUCAUCGUCAAAAUCAUGCUAGCGGGUUUGUUCUUUCUCGGGUUAGUAUUCCAUACUUCAUAUUGCCAGUUGACGAUAACGGAUGUCAACGUAAUCAAGGGCGCAAUUAGACAGGCCAUUGACGCGCGUGCUCCUGACGGAUUUCGUCCACUUCUAGCAGGAGCCGUAAGGUUAGCGUUCCACGACUGCGUCGGUGGGUGCGACGGCUGUAUCAAUCACAACAAUGCCGAUAAUGCAGGGUUGAAAGUCUACAGUGAUCAGCUGGAUGCGAUCUACACAAACUAUUCAAACAAAUUAUCAAGGGCUGACUUUUACGCACUGGCUGGUAUUACAGCUGUGGAACGUGGUGCAGAGUUAGCAGGAUGCCCUCCAGGUGAACGCCAGUGUUCUCCACAAAUUACGUUCAGGUACGGGCGCGUUGAUUGCCCGACGUCUCCGAACACAAACAUCGUCCAAGCAUUUCCGGAUGCACAUCGGGGUGUUGGAGAUCAAGUGUCGUUCUUUAGUCGAGAGUUCGAAUUCACGGAACGAGAGACGAUUGCUAUAGUAGGUGCCCACACCCUUGGUCGAGCACAUACUGGCGCUUCUGGAUUUGACGGCCGAUGGGUGUCCAAUCCAGAUGCUCUUGACCAUACGUUCUAUCGUUUUAUGAUGGAGGGUGACAGAUUGUGGGCCCAAGUCGACAACACACCAGGAGGAACAUCUAGGCGUUAUCAGUGGGAAGCAAACGCUGGGCUAGAUGACGUUAUGAUGUUAAAUGCUGAUAUUGGAAUGUUCCUCGACAUUCAACCCGAUGCGGAGGGUGUCGCAUCGUGCGGGUAUUUUGACUGCCCUCUAUCAUCCACCGAGGGAAUAGUAGCAGAAUAUGCUCAAAGUAACCCUGUGUGGAUUGCUGAUUUUGGUGCUGCAUUCAACAAGAUGAUCGAAAACAAACAAAAUGCACUUGUUGAGCCAAGUGCUGUUCUUUUCAUGUAAAUUGCGAUUGAUUGUAAACCCGGUGCUGUAAAUGGACUUAAAGUAGCUUACAAAGCGCGCUCAUCCAAAUAUCCAUAUUACAUUUUAAUAUGAAAAAUAUAUUAUAACAUUCUGACAUUUCAAAUUGUUUU
Messenger RNA from Owenia fusiformis, 1133 nucleotides. Lineage: Eukaryota; Metazoa; Annelida; Polychaeta; Sabellida; Oweniidae. The record is from the annotation of a GenBank genome assembly.